GAGGGGCGCAGGUGUUCACCUACAAGCAGCUCCAUUCGGCGACCGGCGGGUUUGGGAAGCGCAGUGUGGUGGGGCACGGGAGCGCUGCCCGAUGGGUGGAAGGUCGCCGUCAAGCUGAUGGACCGACCCGGGAAGCAAGGGGAGGAAGAGUUCAAGAUGGAGGUGGAGUUGCUGACGCGCCUUCACUCGCCCUACCUACUGAUAUUGAUCGGCCAUUGCUCCGAUGGCGGGCAACGGCUUCUGGUCUACGAGUUCAUGGCUAAUGGGGGUCUUCAGGAACAUUUGUAUCCUACUAAAGGUUCCUACGGUGGCAUUUCAAAGGUGGACUGGGAUACGAGAAUGCAAAUAGCUCUUGAAGCUGCAAAAGGUUUGCAGUACCUUCAUGCGCACGUCAACCCCCCUAUCAUCCAUAGGGAUUUCAAAAGCAGCAAUAUUUUGUUGGACAUUUACUUCCAUUCCAAAGUUUCAGAUUUUGGAAUUGCAAAACUUGGAUCCGAUAAAGCAGGAGGCCAUGUUUCCACAAAUGUUUUAGGCACACAAGGAUAUGUUGCUCCAGAGUACCGCCAAAGCCUUCAUCUCUUCUAA
Messenger RNA from Musa acuminata subsp. malaccensis (wild Malaysian banana), 585 nucleotides. Lineage: Eukaryota; Viridiplantae; Streptophyta; Magnoliopsida; Zingiberales; Musaceae. The record is from RefSeq and is a predicted model, not a curated record.